AUGGAGUCCUUGACUAAAGCAUCCAUGAAGGUUUGCCCCUUUGUGAAAUCCAGAUCCACUCAUGCUCUUCGUCAAAUGAGCGAGGCCCUGACCUUGAGUAAGCAUGCCAGAGCUUGCCCAUUUGUUGGUGCUGCCAUGGCUGCUAGGGAGUACUCUCAGUCCUCCAAGCCUGCCGCUGCUUCAAGCGCCCCUGCUGGAUCCUCAUCUCGUGUUUCCGCUGGUUACUCCUUCUCUGGAAGCGACUUGGUCUCCAACACAAUGGAGAUCGUGGACAGAUCCUCCCAGGAGAAGGCUUUUGACUACGACGGCUUCCUCGGUAGUGAGAUCACGAAGAAGAGAACAGACAAGUCUUACCGUUACUUCAAUAACAUCAACCGUUUGGCUGAGGAGUUCCCAAAAGCUCACUUGGGUAGCGAAGGCGAAAGGGUCACCGUAUGGUGUGCCAACGACUAUUUAGGGAUGGGCACCAACGAAAAAACAAUCCAGGCCAUGAAAGAAACCUUGGAUAAGUACGGUGCGGGUGCAGGUGGUACCAGAAACAUCGCUGGGCAUAACCGACAUGCCAUCGCAUUGGAAGCUGAACUAUCUACUUUGCACAAGCACGAGGCUGCAUUGGUUUUCAGCUCUUGCUUUGUGGCGAAUGAUGCUGUGCUCUCACUUUUGGGCCAGAAAAUGAAGGACUUGGUGAUUUUCUCGGAUGAGUUGAAUCAUGCCUCAAUGAUCCAGGGUAUACGUAAUUCGAGAGCCCGAAAGGAGGUGUUCAAGCAUAACAACUUAAAAGAUUUGGAGGAGCGCUUGGCCAAAUACCCUAGAAACACCCCCAAAUUAAUCGCUUUCGAGUCCGUUUAUUCCAUGUGUGGCUCCAUUGCCCCAAUCGAGGAAAUCUGUGACUUGGCCGAUAAGUACGGCGCUUUGACUUUCUUGGACGAAGUUCACGCCGUUGGUAUGUAUGGUCCUCAUGGUGCUGGUGUCGCCGAACACUUGAACUUUGAGGAGCACUUGCAGUCGGGUUUGAACAGAAUCCGUCCGGACUCUGUUAUGAACAGAAUUGACAUGGUCACUGGUACCUUAGGUAAAGCUUACGGUGUUGUUGGUGGCUAUGUCACAGGUAAGCAAAGUAUGAUCGAUUGGAUCCGGUCAUUUGCUCCUGGAUUUAUUUUCACUACUUCGUUGCCUCCUGCUGUCAUGGCCGGUGCGUCUGCCUCGAUCAGACAUCAGAGAUCAACAUUGAUGGACAGAAUUGCUCAGCAAAAGAACACUAGGUAUGUCAAAAAUAACUUCGGGAACAUUGGUAUUCCUGUUAUUCCAAACCCUUCGCACAUUGUGCCGGUGUUGGUCGGCAAUGCCGCUGAUGCGAAGAAAGCCUCGGACUUGUUGUUGAACAAGCACAACAUCUACGUUCAGGCAAUCAACUUCCCCACGGUUCCUAUUGGGCAAGAACGGUUGAGAAUCACGCCAACCCCGGGACACGUUCCUGAGAUUGCCAACGAAUUGAUCGGUGCGGUUGAUUCCGUUUUCAAUGAACUUAACUUGAAGAGAGUUCCUGCCUGGGAAAGAGAGGGAGGUCUUUGCGGUGUAGGCGAGAGCAACGCGCAGCCUGUGAAGCACAUUUGGACUGAUGAGCAGUUGUCGUUGCAGGAUGGUGACUUGAACCCCAACGUCGUCAACCCCGUGAUCGCACCCAACGCUGUAAGUUCUGGUCCAUUUGACGAUGUCCUAGAUGACGAGGCGAUCCUACCGUUCCUUCCCAAAACACUUGUCGGUCUUGACACACAAUUGUUCACAUUCACGGAUACCUACAUCAGCAUUCUGUCGCCUCUUGCCAGAGGACUAUUCCAGCUAAUCAACGAUCUUUGUGAGCCAGCCAUACUUUAUAGACGUCUCCAUGGCUCUGUUGAGAAACUAAGAGGCAAGAAUCCUUCACCUAUAAAAGCUGCCUUCAUGCAAGUGUUGGGUUCAAAACUAACUAGCUACGCGUCAGAUGUCAGCAGCAUCUUUCAUAAGAAUCCCAGAUCACUACUACAUGUGUAUCAUGAACUUCAAAAUGUGAUAAUUGAGCUACGAACGUUAGCACAUCUACAUCAACAAAUGGAAGUGCUUGAUGGGUUUCAAUUUCUUGAGGAAACUUUCAAGCUUGCAAGCUUUGGAGAUUAUCUUGUGAGACUGCUGGCGAGUGUUGUCUAUGAUGAACUAAAAAAACCGUACUUCCAGUACAUGGAGCACUGGAUCCUCCGUGGUGAGUUGGUUGAUUCAUGUAAUGAGUUUUUCGUUUCCUUCGAUGCUUCUGCUGAUCACAUUAAUGAGAUCGUCAAAUUUCAUCGUGAAAGGCUUCCAUUGUUCAUGGACUUCAGCGAAGAAGACUGUAACAAUAUCUUCCAAAUUGGCAAGACGCUUAUCUUUCUAGAUAAGUUCUGCAAGGAACUUGAAUGGCUUAGCGCUUACGUAAAGCACUAUUCUGCCUAUAUUUUCAACGAGAAUCUGGGUUUGAUAACCCUUGACAGGAAUUCCCUCAAGACACUUUUUCAGGUUCAGUUUGGCGAGCUUAUAAAUUAUCUUAACUCAAUAGCCUAUCAUAAGUACGAUUUGUUUGAGCAUCUAUCGAAUUUGAAAAAGAUUAUGCUCAUAGGCUCAAGCGACUUUGUUGAGCUGAUCAAUGAAAGAGGACUUCAAAUGUUCAAUGAGCCAGCCUCAUCCUUGACAUCCGGGAAAUUGGCAGGUUUACUUUCAAGUGCAAUUGAUACCUCCUCGAUUCUGAUGUUACCACAAAGGUUUCAACUGCGCAUAGACGCUCGGAUAUUAGAUUUGAGCCACGGAAGUAUUGGAUGGGAUGUCUUCACCUUGGAGUACAAGCUUAUGGAUCCCCCACUAGAAUUGCUUCUCAAUGACAAGAGUCAAUCGACGCAUUACUUGCGGUUGUUCAAUUUUUUGUGGAGCUUGAGACAUUUUCAAUUUCUUUUAAAUAAGAAUUAUGUUGACUAUGUUAGGUUGCAGAAGGAUCACAUCUCAAAGCUUCGCGUCAAAAACAAGCUGCUGACCAGAACACGCAUUUCUAAAGUCCGCCAAGGGUGGUUUUCUAAGUGCCUCAGGACUACGAAUUUAAUAAGGUUUCGUCUUUCUAAGCUUGUUUCUGCUCUUCUCAACUUUUUGUCAUAUGAUUUGAUCGAGCAGAAUUUCCAGGAGAAGAUUGUGAAGCUGGCUUUUAAAGGCACAUUAACCGCCAGUCCACAGUUUACGAGCCUGGAAUCGCGGAAAGACCGCAAGCUUCCCAUUCUUGACAAAGCCUUUGCUGAUGCAUUUGCAUAUCAGACAAGCCCGUCUUUUCCAAAAAUUAAAAGGGUUUCAUUGGCUAAGCUCAACGUUAUGGAGCACACUAUUGAUGAAUUGACGGCGAUGCAUCUGAAGUAUCUAAAAGGAAUCUACGACUGCAAACUUAUUAACGAAAAUUACAAAGGAAAAAUUAGUCGAGAACCGUUGAUUGAUCAAAUUUUCAGCUUCAUGGAAAUUUUGUUUGCCUUUAUCAAAAGCAGUGAAGAGUUCAGCUCCUCGGUAGUAAGUUACGUCAACUUGCUUGACUUGAGCACGUCGGUCGAUACGAAUGCAGGUAUUGCGUUCGAGGGUGAUUUGGAACAUCUUCACGUGCGCCUAGCAGACCUCAUGAAAGUGAUGUACAAUGACCUCUUUAAGAACAGUUUUGAGCCAAGACUCGAUAUUUUUACGAAAGACCUCCGUGCAGAUUUGGAUCUCAAAGAUUUGAGCAAGAUGGUGUGA
This is a messenger RNA of Candidozyma duobushaemuli, 3768 nucleotides long. RefSeq names its product 5-aminolevulinate synthase, mitochondrial. NCBI's taxonomy places the organism in Eukaryota, Fungi, Ascomycota, Pichiomycetes, Serinales, Metschnikowiaceae. Gene Ontology annotation, biological process: heme biosynthetic process. Bases 1 to 3768 code for a protein of 1255 amino acids. The transcript is spliced from 2 exons. The record is from RefSeq and is a predicted model, not a curated record. Gene Ontology annotation, cellular component: mitochondrion. Gene Ontology annotation, molecular function: 5-aminolevulinate synthase activity; pyridoxal phosphate binding; gamma-tubulin binding.